AUGCCCUGGGAGACAAUUUUGCGUCACUUUCUUACCUUUCUCCAAAUUAGUUUCCUUUUCACUAUUACUUUUCUCAUCUUCAACUCCUAUAUUUCAAUCCCUGAAAGCAAACCCAAUGACAGCAAGAACCUGCUCAUUAACUUGUCACAGUGCAACGCCUGGGAAACGCACAAGAAAUGGAAGAGCCUGAACUUUACUAUUGCCAGAACUACAAAGCUUUUUCUGAAACUGGAGGAUUUUUUCUGGAAGGAGUAUGUGCCCUUGAAAGGAGCACGCUUACCAUAUAGCAUUGAAGGAAAUGAGUUGAUGCUGCUCAAAAUUCUUGCUGCAACUGCAAAUUAUGACAUGCCAGCCCACAUUGAAAACCUUGAAUGCAAAAGAUGUGUUGUGGUGGGAAAUAGUUAUGCCAUCAAAAACACUUCCUUGGGAAACACAAUUAACAAAUAUGAUGUUGUCAUUAGGUUAAAUAAUGCUCCGAUUAGGGGCUAUGAGGAGGAUGUGGGGAACAAGACCACCAUAAGGAUAUUCUACCCUGAGUCGGCCUCCCCUGACCCAGGGUUGAACAAUGAGGCGGACACACUAAUGGUCAUGGUGCCUUUUAAAUCACGGGAUCUUCGCUGGCUUAAAGAGAUCCUCUAUGACGAGAAAAGGGUAAGGAAAGAUUUUUCGAACCCCCCUACCCUAAUCUGGCUGGUGGACAGCAGUAAAGUGAGAGUGUUGGACCCACAUUUCAUGCAUCAGACUGCAAACAAAAUGCUUCACAUCCCUUUUCCACCAAAUAAGGGCCGGCGCUAUUUUCAUCCCACCACAGGGCUUCUUGCUGUGUUUGUGGCUCUCAAUUACUGUGAUGUGGUCCACCUAGCUGGAUUUGGUUACCCCCCAAGGAAGAACCUUCAGCAACCCAUACAUUACUUUGGGCAGCAUACUAUGAAAGCUAUGAUGCACUCUCCACACGAAAUUGGCCGUGAAGGCCAAGCCUUAACAAGGUUGGAAGAAAUAGGAGCCCUCAUGUAUCUGCACCCACACCUGUGACACACUUGCUGCUCCUUUUCAGCGGCCCCUAUUUCAUCUAAAAUAUCAAAUAUUUUAAAUUUGAAUGCACUAUAUGUUGGUUUUGGUUUGCUUUUAUGACCUUAAUUGAAUUUUCUUGCCUUGAAACUUACAGACUUUUUUUGUGAACAAAAAUACUUUGAAACAAAUUAAGGGUGGCCAAUAUGAAGGGUUUACUGUGAUACUAAAACCAAGCACUCUGUCUGACCUACAUUAUGACCUAUUAUGGCUGCUUUCCCAGUACAGCAUUUUAAUUAAAUUGUUGUUAAGUAGCAGCUUCUUUUUUCCCUAUACCUUGGAUUUGUGGAGUCUGUGGGACAUUUUUAAUUAAUUUUUUCAAGGGGUUACAAUGUUUAUACAGCUCUUUUGUUAAUGUCAUUUAAAACAGUGUAAUUAAAGUGUUACUCAAAGUACUUGUUUGCUGUUUUAAAACUUUACACACUAAAUGUCACAUUAAAAGACAAGUUAAGUAAAUCUACCGACCGACGAACUGACCUACCUACCUUCCUAUGUGAAGUCAAAAACUCAAGCUGACAGCUCUUAUUUUUUUCCAACAACUGGAAUUGUAAGUGACAAUGUGAUUGCAAAACGUGUUUCUUGUCAUUUGUUCAUUAACCGUUUAAAUAUUUCAAAUUAGGCUUUAGUCAUGUCUGAAGUUUAUUGUUUUUAUUUCAUUUAACUCUCUGCAGAU
Molecule: messenger RNA, 1741 nt
Organism: Oryzias latipes (Japanese medaka)
Lineage: Eukaryota; Metazoa; Chordata; Actinopteri; Beloniformes; Adrianichthyidae
Product: CMP-N-acetylneuraminate-beta-galactosamide-alpha-2,3-sialyltransferase 4-like
Biological process (GO): glycolipid biosynthetic process
Molecular function (GO): sialyltransferase activity
Source: RefSeq, a predicted model, not a curated record